ACUACGAUCUCUUCUUAACAUCUGUUUUGUUUUGAUAAUUUUUUGCAUACUUUUUACAAAACAAAUAAAUUAAAAUAAUAUAAAUUACAAAAAUAUAACUUUGUUAAGUUCUUUCUACCAUAAAUAUAUACAUAUAAUCUUUAUAAACAUUAAUAUUCAACAAUAAAAAUGAACAAAGAAUUGUUACAACCAGUAAAUGCAACGAAUCCUAUAGUUUUUCUAGACAUUAACAUUGGCCAGGAAUUUGCCGGCCGUAUUAUAAUAGAAUUACGCAAAGAUGUAGUUCCUAAGACGGCUGAAAACUUUCGUGCUCUGUGUACCGGUGAAAAAGGUUUGGGCACUUUGGGAAAGCCAUUGCAUUAUAAGGGAGUGCGCUUUCAUAAAGUCACUCGGGUGUAUGUGGCACAAAGUGGUGAUGUGGUAAACAAUGAUGGCUCUUGUGGAGAAAGUAUAUAUGGUCCAAUAUUUGAAGAUGAAAAUUUUGUAUUAGAGCAUUCCGAUGAGGGCUGUGUUAGUAUGGCCAACUAUGGUCAGCCCAAUACAAAUAACUCACAAUUCAUAAUCUCUUCGGUGGCAUGUGACAAUCUAAAUGGAACAAAUGUGGUUGUGGGAAAAGUACUAAGAGGUUUGGGUAUUAUAGGUGAUAUGGAACAGAAUACCAGCGAUGAUGGAAUACCUAGUGAGGAAAUUGUUAUAGUUAAUUGUGGUGAAAUUGCACCAGGAGAAGAUUGGGGUUAUAAUGAUGCUGAUGAAACCGAAGAGUGGCUGCCACCUUAUCCUCAAGACUGGGAAGAUAAAAUGAAAGAUUUUGCGAUUGAAGAAUUAUUACAAUUAUUAACAAAAAUACGUAAUGCUGGCAAUUAUUACUUUACCCGGGAAAAAUUCUAUGAAGCAAGACGUAAAUACCGCAAGGCUAAUCGGUAUUAUAAUCUUUUGCGUAAACGUUAUGAUUGGCAAGAACUAGCUCACAUUGAGUGUUCCGAUGAUGAUCUCAGAAAAUUAGAUCAAUUCUCUGUGGUGAAUAAUGUCAAUAUGGCUGCAGUUGAAUUGAAAUUGAAUAAUUACGCCAAUGCUAAAUAUUGUUGUACGGAAGCUUUACGUCUUGAUAACAACUGCAGUAAGGCAUACUUUAGACGCGGUCAAGCACAAAUAGCCCUUAAGAACUAUGAAGAUGCCAUCAGUGAUUUGAAAAGGGCUCAUGAAUUUAUACCCGAUAAUAAACACAUUCUGAAUGAACUUAAUCGUGGCAAACAGUUGUUGGCGGAAUACAAUCGCCAUCAAAUGAAAAAAUUAAAAACUCUUUUCAACUAAAUUUUUUCCAGGAUGCAUCAUGAUUUUUUUCAAAUGAAACUAAAUCUCAGGGGUUUUUCAUCCAAAUACUGAAAUGGUUAAAAAGCUUAAAGUUUUAAAUGAAAUGAAUUUAUAUUUAUCUUCACAUGAAAAACAGUUAUUUUCAAAAAUUGCUAAUAAGAAAUAUAUCUAUCUCUCUUUAUUAUUAUGCUAUUUCGUUGUAAUUGUACUUGUUCAUAUUUUUAAGCAUAUUAUACAGGCCAACAAAUAUUUAGCACAGAGGCCAAGGUAUACUUUUCUAACAUCAGGUUUUUCAAAUAUGGUUUGAUGAAGUUUUAAAAAAUCUCUAUUUUUGGCCAUAUUUAAGACGAUUUAACAAUAUUUGUUAUGUCAUCUGAAAGUCCAAUUUUUUAAAUAAAGGUUUAAGUUCUUUUUUCCUCGAGAUAACUUAUUUUAGAAAAUUAUAUUUUGGUCUCUGGAUUUUGCCGUUUCUCAAAUCUUGUUGGCCUAUGUUUUUUAUUUGUUAUGAUAAAAAAUAGAUGUUGUUUAUAUCAGUUUAAAUAAUUAUGUUUUAUACGUGUAUAAGAUUAUAUUCUAAUAAAAAUGUUAAUAUAUUUCUGAAAUUUACUUAAAAUAAAUAUGUAUCUAAA
Molecule: messenger RNA, 1940 nt
Organism: Lucilia sericata (common green bottle fly)
Lineage: Eukaryota; Metazoa; Arthropoda; Insecta; Diptera; Calliphoridae
Gene: Cyp40
Product: peptidyl-prolyl cis-trans isomerase D
Exons: 5
Coding region: 169-1311 (380 amino acids)
Biological process (GO): protein peptidyl-prolyl isomerization
Cellular component (GO): intracellular membrane-bounded organelle
Molecular function (GO): protein binding; peptidyl-prolyl cis-trans isomerase activity
Source: RefSeq, a predicted model, not a curated record